GCUGCAAUAAGUGAUGUCAUCUGCAUGAACAGAAACAUUUCUCACUUUCAAAUUUUCAGAGAAAAAAAUCGGUUCAUAUUGUUCGAUAAUAAUUCUGUAAACUUGCAACAUUUAUGUUUGAAUUCUGCAAUUAUGCUUAGAUCAAGUGCUUCUAUAUUUGCCUGAAUAAAAACUAGUUAGUUUAAACUUUGUAUAUGUUAUAGAUUCAUAGCUCCAUGACCAACUAACAACUUGUUGUAUUUUGCGAAACAAAACCAGGAAAGGAUGAAGAACGGUUAAGCUCGGAACUUGGAACAAUCACUAGUGACUACUAGCCUUGAUUUCUCAUCAAACAAGACAUGAAGUUGAAACUCUCUAAUGUUGCUUUUGUUCUAUUAAUCGCAUCACUGUCUCUCUUUAGCUUGAUUGUAGCUGCUUCUGAUUUGAACUCGGACCGACAAGCUCUAUUGGAGUUUGCUUCUUCUGUUCCACAUGCACCAAGGCUCAACUGGAAUGACUCAUCUUCAAUUUGUACCUCAUGGACUGGUGUAACUUGCAACUCAAACCGAACUCGUGUCGUAGGCAUCCAUCUUCCAGGAAUCGGAUUAACCGGUUCGAUUCCGGAGAACACAAUAGGAAAACUAGAUGCUCUUAGAGUUCUAAGCCUUCAUUCCAACGGUCUUAGAGGGAGUCUUCCUUCUAACAUCCUUUCCAUUCCUUCACUCCAAUUCGCACACCUGCAGAAAAACAACUUCUCAGGUCUAAUUCCGUCUUCCGUCUCUCCUAAACUAGUUGUAUUCGAUAUUUCCUUUAACUCUUUCUCUGGUAUCAUACCAUCCGAGUUUCAGAACCUGAGAAGACUCACUUGGUUUUAUCUCCAAAACAAUUCUAUAUCUGGGCCUAUCCCCGACUUCAACCUCCCAAGUCUCAGAUACUUGAAUUUGAGCAAUAAUAACUUGAACGGUUCUAUUCCAAAUUCCAUCAAAACAUUCCCGUCUACUUCUUUUCUCGGAAACUCUCUCUUAUGCGGUCCACCUCUUCUCAAUAAUUGCUCUUCAAUCUCUCCUUCUCCAUCUCCUUCCCCUACACUCACACAAAACGAAAAAGAUACGACGGCCCAUAAGAAAAGCUUUGGCAUAGCGGUUAUACUUGCUCUAGUCAUUGGAGGAAUCGCCUUACUAUCUCUACUAGUGUUAGUGUUCUUUGUAUGCUUCUUGAAGAAAAAAACCAAUAAAAGAAGCGGCAUACUGAAAGGAAAGGCUUCUUCUUGUGCUGGAAAGACCGAAGUUUCGAAGAGUUUUGGAAGCGGAGUGCAGGCUGCUGAAAAGAACAAGCUAUUUUUUUUUGAAGGUUCUUCUUAUACCUUUGACCUUGAAGAUCUGCUGAAGGCUUCUGCUGAAGUUCUCGGUAAAGGGAGCUACGGUACAGCGUACAAGGCGGUUUUGGAGGAGGGGGUGACAAUGGUGGUUAAAAGGUUGAAGGAAGUUGUGGUAGGAAAGAAGGAGUUUGAACAACAGUUGGAUAUUGUCGGGAGAUUCGGACGCCACCCUAAUGUCAUGCCGCUUAGAGCUUAUUACUAUUCCAAAGAUGAGAAACUUUUGGUUUACAAUUACAUGCCAGGAGGCAGCUUAUUUUUCUUGUUGCAUGGAAACAAAGGUGCAGGAAGAACACCAUUUGAUUGGGAUUCAAGAGUAAAAGUCGCACUCGGAACAGCUAAAGGAAUCGCUUUCAUUCACUCAGAAGGAGGUUCAAAAUUUACACACGGAAACAUAAAGUCGACCAAUGUACUAAUAACACAAGAAUUCGAUAGCUGCAUUUCCGAUGUUGGACUACCUCCUCUGAUGAACGCGCCAGCAACAAUGUCUAGAACAAACGGAUACGGAGCACCAGAAGUAACCGAUUCCAAAAAGAUCACGCAGAAGUCCGACGUAUACAGCUUCGGUGUGCUGCUACUUGAAAUGCUAACAGGAAAGACUCCGCUGAGAUAUCCCGGUUAUGAAGAUGUUGUCGAACUUCCAAGAUGGGUUAAGUCCGUUGUGAGAGAGGAGUGGACGGCUGAAGUAUUCGAUGAAGAACUUCUUAGAGGACAAUAUGUUGAAGAGGAAAUGGUUCAGAUGCUUCAGAUUGCACUUGCGUGUGUCGGUAAGACGCCGGAUAUGAGGCCGAGAAUGGAUGAAGCUGUUAGAAUGAUAGAGGAAAUUAAACAUCCUGAGUUUAAGAACAGGACAUCCUCGGAGUCUGAAUAUUCUAAUUUGCAAACACCAUAAGAUAACUCACUCUUUUGCUUCUGUCAACAGAUAUAUGUUCAACCAAUAAUAAGCAAUUUUUGUUUGUAAAAUAGUACUACUACUAAUCUUUGUUUUCAAGUUGGUAGUAAAAGUUUUCAUGUAUCAACUUAUUUGUUACCUUUUGAAA
Messenger RNA from Vicia villosa (hairy vetch), 2394 nucleotides. Its product is annotated as probable inactive receptor kinase At5g58300. NCBI's taxonomy places the organism in Eukaryota, Viridiplantae, Streptophyta, Magnoliopsida, Fabales, Fabaceae. Gene Ontology annotation, molecular function: protein binding; protein kinase activity; ATP binding. The transcript is spliced from 2 exons. The coding region runs from base 339 to 2246 and encodes 635 amino acids. The record is from RefSeq and is a predicted model, not a curated record. Gene Ontology annotation, biological process: protein phosphorylation.